Messenger RNA from Macroventuria anomochaeta, 689 nucleotides. RefSeq lists its product as uncharacterized. Lineage: Eukaryota; Fungi; Ascomycota; Dothideomycetes; Pleosporales; Didymellaceae. Bases 174 to 602 code for a protein of 142 amino acids. The transcript has a single exon. The record is from RefSeq and is a predicted model, not a curated record.
UAGCCAAUGGCCUUGCAUUUAUACAUACGCUUCCAAGGUUCCGUUGACGGAGGCUGGUACGAAACUUUGGAUCCUCGUAAGUUAGCCUUGAAAAGAACCCCGCGAUUGAGCCAAAACAGUUCGUCUCACCGCGAAAUACAAGUUAUCGAGUACGGACAGCAAAAGAGGUAGUGAUGACCAAUCGAGCGUCUCAUUUCGUGUAUGCAUGGUACGUUCAUCUUUGCUGCUUACUUGAACAGACAGUUGGACUGAAGAACGUUAAUGCGAUAUCCACGUACGGAGGUCGUGGGACAGUAAAAGCUGGCUGCAGAGCAUCAUCGCAUACUUUUGUCUACAAUCAAGGUUCGCGACAUGUGUGCUUCGCAGGCGAACGCGAGAGAGGGAUGAUAAAGGAUCCAAUCAUGGUCGAUACAACAGAUCCUGACGGAAUGAACGAAUUUGCCUUCAGGAUACGCCUGCACAAUAUUUACUCGAUUGAAUGGAGCGUCAGAGUAAGAGAUAUUGAGGUGCUAACAGGUCGCGACAAGACGAAACCUCUGAGAUACUUCAGGGGAGAACAAUGUAAGCCCUUCAGGUCCGACAGCGAGGAUGAAGAUCCAUAGUUAUAGUAUCUUCAGUUGAUGGCACGCCUUUGAAAUUAUCGGUGUAGUUUCAACGUCAUGACAAUGACCUCGACGUGUGGAACAAAG